Molecule: messenger RNA, 1087 nt
Organism: Eupeodes corollae
Lineage: Eukaryota; Metazoa; Arthropoda; Insecta; Diptera; Syrphidae
Product: glucose-induced degradation protein 4 homolog
Exons: 5
Coding region: 242-853 (203 amino acids)
Biological process (GO): proteasome-mediated ubiquitin-dependent protein catabolic process; protein catabolic process in the vacuole; negative regulation of gluconeogenesis
Cellular component (GO): GID complex; extrinsic component of membrane
Source: RefSeq, a predicted model, not a curated record
UUUUUAUAGAUUUUCUGUGUUUGUUUCUGUCAAGUGAGCAAAUUUUGUUCGUGAUAUCUAAAAAAAUAUUAACAUUUUAACAUUAUUCAUAAAAAAAUAAUUUAUUUAUAAUAUACUUGAUCGUAGUUUACCGUAAGGCUUUCGUAUUCAAGUGUACUUAACAUUUGAAUACUACAAUCAUUUGAUUUAAGAACUUUUUGUGCGUAACAUCAUACCUUUCCAGUUUGUAGCGACUUCAAACAUGCCCGUCAAAGAUGAUAUAGUACCUCCGCCACCAGCUAAUUCAAAACAAACAGGAGUUACUAAAACAUUGCUCUAUAAUGGAUCAAAAUUCCAGGGAUUUCAAAAAUCACAAGGAAAUUCCUACGAUGUGGAGGUUGUUUUGCAGCACGUAGAUAUGGAGAACUCGUUUUUAUGCGGCUACCUUAAGAUAAACGGGCUAACGUUUGAAUUCCCAACAUUAACCACAUUUUUCGAUGGAGAAAUAAUUUCGAAAAAAUAUCCAUUUUUGACAAGAAAGUGGGAAGCUAACGCAGAUGUUGAUAGAGGUCAUUGGGGUAAAUUCAAUGCUUUUGCUGACUACAAAGAUAUAUUCUAUUCUGAUAAUUUUGACUACGAGACAUUGGAGAAAAGUGAUUAUGUUUUUAUGCGAUGGAAGGAACACUUUUUAGUGCCGGAUCAUACAAUUAAAGACAUAAAUGGUGCAUCAUUUGCUGGAUUCUAUUAUAUAUGCUUUACAAAAUCAAAAGGCAAAAUGGAAGGAUAUUAUUAUCAUAAGUCAUCAGAGCUGUAUCAAUCCAUCGAAUUAAAUCAUGUGCCCGAAAAUUGUAUUGAAAUUUACGAAUUUAGAUAAAUUUCAAAUUCGAUUGAGUUCACUUAGCGUUGUAGCUUAAAUUUAUUGGUUAAAAUUUUAGUCAUUUAAAAUUGGCGAUGACAACGUUGGGAACAUACAAAAUAAGCAAAUCUAUAUCCAUAUAAACAAUUUGCAUUGUUACACGUAGUGAGCAAGAUAAUGCUCUUCGCCAAUUGUUUAAUUGUAAAUAAGAUACCAAACAAAUUAAAAUAAUAAAAAAGUACAUAUUUUUCA